Vicia villosa (hairy vetch) is the source of this 3909-nucleotide messenger RNA. RefSeq lists its product as uncharacterized. NCBI's taxonomy places the organism in Eukaryota, Viridiplantae, Streptophyta, Magnoliopsida, Fabales, Fabaceae. Gene Ontology annotation, molecular function: DNA helicase activity. The transcript has 9 exons. Gene Ontology annotation, biological process: DNA repair; telomere maintenance. The coding region runs from base 1 to 3909 and encodes 1302 amino acids. The record is from RefSeq and is a predicted model, not a curated record.
AUGCUAGAAACUAAUGAGCAAACCAGUCAUACUAACUCUUCUAUUGCUAGACAAAGUAGAAGACUUAGAAUGAAGGAGAAGAGAGAUGCACAAUGCACUGAAUCAGAUCAUUCUCAAAACUUGGUAGAUAAAACUGAUGUAAGUGAUGCAAGGAAGAAAAGAAGGCUGAUAUUGCAAAAUAAGAAAUCAUCAUGUGAUCAUCCCAGCAGUGCCCCAUCCCCAAGUACAGUCUCCCCAGUUUCUAUUCCAAAUGUAGAAGAUAGAGCUCAUUCAAUUGAUGCUCGCAAGAAAAGAAGGCUUAUAUUGGAGAAUAGAAAGUUUUAUGUCAUACAACCUGAAACACAAUAUUCCCAAGUGCCACUGUCUAACUCCGAGGAUGAUUGUAGCUCAUCCAAUACUUCAGACUCUGAGGAUGAUAUGGAACAAGCGCCCUUAGCAGAUUCAAAUUUACAAGAAUAUUCUGAUAUAAGGGAUCAAAUAUGGGAAUGUACAUAUUGUCAUGCACACAUGUGGCUUCAAGAACGUGCCAGUAAAACCAAAAAGGGACAUGUUCCAACAUUACAUCGCUGUUGUCGCGGUGGUAAAAUUGUUGUACCUUUACUUGAAGAGCCACCCCCACUGUUGAGACAUCUGCUGUUUAACAAAACAUCUACCGAGAGCAAAAAUUAUCAAAAUAAUAUUCGAACAUACAACUCAAUGUUUUCGUUUACUUCUCCUGGAAUGAAAUUUGACACCACAUAUUCAAAGAAAGGAGGACCACCAACUUUGAGACUGCACGGUCAAACCUGUCAUCGAAUAGGUACUCUACUACCAGAAAUUGGAGACCGUCCGCAAUAUGCUCAGCUAUAUAUUUAUGACACAGAUAAUGAAGUUACUAAUAGAAUGAAGUGUUUCAGAGACAAUACUGAAAUUGACGAGAACACUGUUCAUAAUUUGAAGAUCAUGUUAGAUGAGUUCAAUAUUCAUGCAAAAUUUUUUAGAAUGGCGAGGGAUGUCCUGGACGAUAAUGCAUUCUUAGACUUAAAACUGAGGGUUAUAUGUGAUAGACCUGAGGAUGGACGCGUGUAUAACAGACCAACGGUUUCAGAAGUUGCUGCACUAAUUGUGGGAGACAUUGAUUCUGCUUGUAAUAUGGACAUUAUUAUUCAAGCACGCAACGGUGGUUUGCAACGUAUUGAUGAGUUUCAUCCAGCAUAUUUGGCAUAUCAAUACCCUCUCAUAUUUGCGUAUGGUGAAGAUGGUUAUAGGAAAAAUAUAUUGCAUAGAUAUCGCCAUGAAACUGAGGUUACCCGACAAAAUCGUCAGAGCAUCAAGGACUGGCUUUCAUACAGGUUACAAGACCGUACCGAGGAGGCAAAAACUUUGCUACACUCACGCCGUCUGUUUCAACAGUUCUUGGUCGAUGGUUAUUGUAUGAUGGAAUCUGAAAGGCUGAAUUGGUUGCGAAAUAAUCAAUCAAAAUUAAGAGUGGGAAAAUAUAACAGGUUGACAGAUGAAUGCAAUAACGAUGAUGGCAGACAACAACAAAAGCGGGGAAAGCGAGUUGUCUUGCCAUCAUCUUUUGUUGGGGGAAAAAGAUAUAUGGAUCAACUGUAUUUUGACGGAAUGGCAAUUUCAAGUAGAUUGGGUUUUCCAGACCUAUUCAUUACAUUUACUUGCAAUCCAACAUGGCCAGAAAUUAUCCGUGCCUUGUCCGAAACUGGGUUACAACCACACGAUCGACCCGAUAUUAUUACUAAAGUCUUCAAAAUCAAAUUUGACAAACUCAUUGCAGAUAUAACAAAAAAGCAUGUUCUAGGGAAAGUUUUGGCUUUUAUGUACACUAUUGAAUUUCAGAAGAGGGGAUUGCCACACGCACAUAUUUUGAUUUUCUUACAUCCUCAGAGCAAAUACCCCACACCAUCGGACAUUGACAACAUCAUCUGUACUGAAAUACCAGACCCUACUGUUCAUCCGAGGUUGUAUGCGUUGGUUAAGUCUAACAUGAUGCACGACCCAUGUGGAGUGGCGCGCACAACAUCAACCUGUAUGAAAAAUGGUAAAUGCUCUAAAUACUUUUCAAAGAAAUUUAACGAGGAAACUAUUGUUGAUGCAGAAGGCGAAAAGGCUGUUUACUACACUGAUCACGAUCGAAUGGAAAUUGUUUUGGAGAAUGCAAGUGUUACUGAUUCCAUGUUUACUGGUUGGCUAUCUGCAAACUCAAAGUAUACUGAGGCACAGUCACUCACUUGUGGUCAAUUUGUAUCUAAGUUUGUUUACCACAAAAAAGAAAGGGAGUGGAGGCCCCGCAAAAAAGGGAUUCACCAUUGGGAGAUUGAUAUGGGUUCCACCGACAACAGAGAUGCAUGCUUUGCCAUGGGAUUUCUGGAAGAUGACAAAGAAUAUAUUGGUGCUCUCAAAGAGGCCAGUGAAUGGGGCUCUGGACAUUUUGUCCGAAAACUAUUUGUGGUGAUGCCAUUGUCGGGCACUGUUAAUCGCCCAGCACACGUUUGGAAGGAAUCAUGGCGGCUGUUAUCUGAUGAAUUGGUUCUCACAGAUGCCGAAUUGCAACAUUUAACCCUGAUUGAAAUAGAAAAGCUGCUUCAAGAAAAUAAAAGGACACUAAAAGAUUUCAAACCAAUCCCUUAUCCAGAUGGAUAUGUUCUGCAACAAUCAGGUAAUAGACUGAUAUAUGACGAACGCAAUUAUAACAUUGCCAAAACAAAGACAGAAUUCACAAAUCUCUUUCGUGGACUUAUAGACCUUACUGAUCACCUUGACCCAGAUGAACAGAGAGCUAUGUAUCAAAAAAUUAUGCGCGCAGUUGAGUCGCAGAAUGGUGCAGUCUUCUUCCUACAUGGUUACAGUGGAACCGGUAAGACAUACAUGUGGAGAACACUGGCGGCAGCAUUAAGGUCGAAGCAUGAUAUAUGUCUGACAUUCGCAACCAGUGGUAUAGCGUCAUUAUUGUUGCUAGGAGGUCGAACUGCACAUUCAAAAUUUAAGAUACCAGUGCCAACGCUAGAUAAUUCUACUUGCAAAAUUGAGUACAAUGAUGAUGUGGGAGACCUUCUUAGACAAACUAAACUAAUUAUUUGGGAUGAGGCUCCAAUGGCACACAAGCAUACUUUUGAAGCACUUGAUAGAACGCUCAGAGACGUAAUGUCUAAAUACGGUAACUCAAAGGAGAUGUUUGGUGGAAAAGUUGUUUUUGGAGGUGAUUUCAGGCAGAUUUUACCUGUUGUCCCUCGAGGAAGCCGUUCGGAUAUUGUACAUUCUGCCAUAAAUGCGUCUUACAUAUGGAAUUCUGUUCAAGUGUUAACAUUAACCAAAAACAUGCGCCUGCAAUCCGGAGACAUGCGGGAUUACUACAGCUCCAAUACUGUUGAUAAGUCCGAAAUCAAUGACGACACAGUGGUAAAUAUCCUAAAUCCAGAAUUUCUCAGUUCCCUCCGUACAUCUGGUUUGCCUACCCAUCAUUUAAAGUUAAAGGUUGGAACACCAAUUAUGCUCAUGAGGAAUAUUGAUCAGUCAGAAGGACUAUGUAAUGGAACAAGGUUGAUAGUAAUAAAAUUGGGGACACAUGUUAUUGAAGCUUCGAUAAUAGCUGGAAAGAACUGUGGCAAUCAGGUUUACAUCCCACGAAUGGAUAUGUCACCUUCCCAAUCACCAUGGCCGUUCAAGCUCAACAGAAGACAGUUCCCCAUUAUAGUGUCAUAUGCCAUGACAAUUAACAAAUCCCAAGGACAGUCUUUGGAUACUGUUGGUCUAUACCUACCAAGGGAUGUUUUUACACAUGGACAAAUAUAUGUUGCACUAUCAAGAGUGACAACAAAACAAGGAAUCAAGAUAUUGAUACAUGAUCAACAUGCAAAAGUUAAAACAACAACUACAAAUGUAGUUUACAAGGAGAUCUUCGACAAUAUAUAA